AUGUCUGGGUCAUCCAACAUUGUAGCGAUGAAGAAGAUUGUUCUGCAGCUGAGACUUGAAGCAGGCAUCAACAGAGUAAAAGUGUCUCAGGCCGCGGCGGAUCUCCAGCAGUUCUGUCUUCAACACGCUCCGCAGGAUCCGCUCCUCACCGGCAUCCUCUGCAUCGUCCUCCGUCUUGGAUCAUUGCACUCGGGCUCAUGGACGGGAUCGACCCUUGAGUAUUAA
Knipowitschia caucasica is the source of this 225-nucleotide messenger RNA. The record is from the annotation of a GenBank genome assembly. Lineage: Eukaryota; Metazoa; Chordata; Actinopteri; Gobiiformes; Gobiidae.